This is a messenger RNA of Emiliania huxleyi CCMP1516, 1725 nucleotides long. RefSeq lists its product as hypothetical. Bases 1 to 1725 code for a protein of 574 amino acids. NCBI's taxonomy places the organism in Eukaryota, Haptophyta, Isochrysidales, Noelaerhabdaceae. The record is from RefSeq and is a predicted model, not a curated record. The transcript is spliced from 6 exons.
AUGUACCUUGGCCGCCAGCCUGGCUCGGAUGAGGACGUCAAGGUGAAGAACUCGCGCCUCAAGACGCAUGGCAUUGUCCUUGGCAUGACAGGAAGCGGCAAAACCGGCCUUUCGCUGGAGCUCAUCUCAAGCGGCGUGCCCGUCAUCUGCAUAGACCCAAAGGGUGACCUCGGCAACCUCGGACUCGUCUUCAAGGGCCUCGCUGCAGAGGCGUUCGCGCCGUGGGUACCUCCGAAAGAGGACGCGGAGGCACUCGCCGCGCAGUGGCGCAAGGGUACCGCCGGCAGCGGCAUCGACCUCGACCGGAUAGCCCACCUCGCCGACACGAUGUCGUUCGGACUCUACACGCCCGGUAGCGAGACAGGUGUCCCAGUCAACGUGCUCGGCGCGCUGCGCCGCCCGCCCGCAGCAACGCUGGCCGACUCUGAGGCAUGCCGAGGGCUCGUGCAAGACACGGUCAGCGGGUUGAUGGGGCUCAUUGGCAAGAAGGCGGACCCGGUCAAGGACCCGAACCACAUCGUCAUGUCGACCGUGCUCGAGACGGCAUGGACGAACGGCGAGGACCCCGACCUCGAGGCGCUGGUGCUCAAGCUGGUGGACCCGCCCUUCAAGAAGUUCCUGCCCCCGGAUGACCGAAUGGAGCUCGCAAUGAAGUUAAACGGUGUCGUCGCCGCGCCAAGCUUCAAGCCGUGGACCAAGGGUAUCCCACUCGACAUGGACGCGCUGCUCGCGACAUCGCCAGGCAAGACGCCAGUGAGCGUCUUCAACAUCGCCCACCUCAAUGAGGACCAGCGCCACUUUUUCGUUGGGCUUCUCUUCGGCCGCCUGCUCGCCUGGUCGCGCGCGCAGCCUGGCUCUGAUGAUCUGCGCGCGCUCGUCUUUUUUGACGAAGUUGCAGGCUACGUGCCGCCAUACCCGAAAUCCCCGCCAUCCAAAACGCCGCUGCUGACGCUGAUGAAGCAGGCCCGCGCCGUCGGGCUCGGCGUCGUUCUCGCCACACAGAACCCGAUCGACCUCGAUUACAAGGCCCUCUCUAACGCUGGCCUCUGGUGCAUCGGCCGGCUGCAGACCAAGCAGGACCGCGAGCGUGUGCUCAAAGGUAUUGGGCAGCAAAAGCUUGAUGAUACGGUGCGCAAGCUCGAGCCGCGCCAGUUUCUCCUCUACCAGGCAAAGGGCGGCGACCCGGUCGUCUUCAACAGCCGCUACGCGAUGUGCUACCUCAAAGGCCCCUUCACGCGCGUCGAGAUCGCGCAGUUCGUCGAGUGCCCGCUCCACAGGCCUAUCCUUGAGCCAGCCUCCUCUGACACAGCCUCGAGCUCGAGCGGCAGUGGCGCAACUUCCAGCAAGCCCACCGCGCCGAACGACGACACGCUGCCUUCGCCCCCUCCGAGCAAAGUGGACCGCUCGUUCCUCGACCCAAAGGUGGUCUUCAGCGCGCGGCUAGAGGGCGCGUUUGAGGGACGCGCCUUCGAGGACGUGGCGGAGCCGAAGCGCGAAGACGGCGUGAUCGCGGUCGACGAACACCGCAUCUGGUUUCCACUCGGCGACUCUCUGCCGAGCGAGCCGCGCCGGGAGGGAGAUGUGCUACCCAUGCCGCCAUCGGGGACGCGAUACGUCUCGCUGCCGGAGUGGCUCGACGAGACGAAGGAGCUAUCAGCGCUCAAGAAGCAGGCGGCAGACGGCCGCCCGCUUCAACAGCGGAGCGACAGCCUGUUCACGGCGUGA